AUGUCUGAUCCGGCGAUUAAGCUGUUUGGAAAGACGAUUCCUUUACCGGAGCUAGCUGGAGUCUUAACCGAAAAUCAAAACCAGAAUUCCGUUCGGUUAUCAGAUUCAUGUACCGGAGACGAUGAAGUGAUUGCUGAUUCCGAUGGUGGUGGUGGUGGGUUUCGCGGCGGUGGAGAAAGCGAAAGCGAAAAGGAAGAAAAAGAUAAUAAUGAGUGUGGAGAUGAGAAUGGAGAAGAGUCUAAUAACGUUGCUACAACAUCGGGUUUAACCGAGAAAACGGAGAUAACUAAAGCUGAGAAGACGACGAAUGAAGAGUCGUCGUCGCAGAACGGGACUUGCUCUCAAGAGGGGAAGCUAAAGAAACCGGAUAAGAUACUACCGUGCCCGCGAUGUAAGAGCAUGGAAACAAAGUUCUGUUACUACAACAACUACAAUGUUAACCAACCUCGUCAUUUCUGUAAGAAAUGUCAGAGGUAUUGGACAGCUGGUGGAACAAUGAGGAAUGUUCCGGUUGGUGCAGGGAGACGUAAGAACAAGAACCCGGCUUCUCAUUAUAACCGUCAUCAUGUCAGCGUAACAUCUGCGGAAGCUAUGCAGAAGGCGGCGAUAGCUGAUCUUCAACAUCCUAAUGAUGGUACCAAUCUCCUCACUUUUGGCUCUGAUUCAGUCAUCUGUGAAUCCAUGGCUUCGGGAUUGAAUCUUGCUGAUAAGUCGAUGCUGAAGACACAAACCGGAUUGCAAGAACCGAACGAAGGCUUAAAGAUUACUGUUCCUUUAAACCCGUCAAGCGAGGAGGCUGGAACAAUCAGCCCAUUGCCAAAAGUUCCAUGCUUUCCAGGACCACCAACUUGGCCAUACGCUUGGAACGGAGUUUCGUGGACGGUUUUACCGUUUUACCCUCCGCCUGCUUACUGGAGCUGCCCGGGUGUUUCACCGGGGGCAUGGAACAGCUUCACCUGGAUGCCACAGCCCAAUUCACCAUCUGGAUCUGGUCCAAACUCUCCAACACUUGGUAAACAUUCACGAGACGAGAGCAUUGCUGAACCAGAAGCCGCUCCUGAAGAAACCGAGUCACUCGGCAGAGAGAAAAGCAAACCCGAGAGAUGCCUGUGGGUUCCCAAGACGCUGAGGAUCGACGAUCCAGAAGAAGCUGCUAAAAGUUCAAUCUGGGAAACAUUAGGGAUCAAAAAAGAUGAAAAGGCGGACACUUUCGGAGCUUUCAGAUCAUCAAACAAAGAGAAAACCGAAGGGAAACUUCCGGGAAGACGAAUGGAGUUGCAAGCCAAUCCGGCUGCUCUUUCGAGGUCAGCAAACUUCCAUGAAAGCUCAUAG
Messenger RNA from Arabis nemorensis, 1332 nucleotides. NCBI's taxonomy places the organism in Eukaryota, Viridiplantae, Streptophyta, Magnoliopsida, Brassicales, Brassicaceae. The record is from the annotation of a GenBank genome assembly.